GGAAACUACCUAAACCUAUUUGGAUGUAAUCUGAAUCCAAAAUACAACCCCGCUUUUCAAUAAGACAUUCAAUAAGACUCGAAAACAUAAAUUAGUAGUUAAAACUUUUCAGAGGAUAGGGUGUUUCGAUAAUGAACAACUCUACUGCUUCAGAUAAUAGGGUGUUUCGAGAAGAAAAGAAUGCUGUUCAGAUAAUAGGAAAUUCAGGACCAGACAAUGUCUCUGCAUUCACUACUCACUGUCCCUCCAGAAGCAGGUACUUGCUUUCUAACCCACCAGCCCAUUACUUCCCAUUUCAAAUUAAAUUCAAACUUCAAAUUUACAUGCAAACCACAGAGAUUGAAAUCUUCUUCAAUCAUUUCCCAAAUAGCCUGCAGCAAUGCAAAAACUGAAACAGUAGAUACAAACCCAUCUGUGACAGGCCAAGUUGAGUUAAUUGAUUUGGAAAAUUUAGACACAAAAACCUCUUUCAAUGAUGCCCAGGACCUCCACCAGGGCUUGUCUCAGUACGAAUCAAAAUGGGUCAAUCCAAGCAAUCCCAGGAUAUCAGUUUUACCAAGGCAACGCCUUAGGUACAGCAAGAACCACACAUGGAGCCCUAAAAUUGCAGCUCUUCGGGCUCUUGCAAAGAAACUAGAUUUCUGUGAGCCAAGCAAGGAUAUCAUUUUUGAGGUCCUGGAUUCCUUUGAAGAAACCCUAAAUCCCAGUGAUGCCUUGGUUGUCAUGAAUAAUAUUUAUGGCUGGGAGACGGCCUAUUAUUUCUUUCAGUGGCUCAAUAAGAAAAAAGAUUUCCAAAUGGAUACUGUGACCUACAAUGUGACCAUAAAAGUUCUGAGAAGGGGAAGGCAAUGGGAUAAAGUAGAGGAGCUGCUACAGAACAUGCAGGAUCAAGGGAUAAUGCUUGAUAACAUAACUUGCUCCACUGUCAUUAGUUGUGCGAGGCUGUGCAAUCUUCCCCACAAGGCUGUAGAAUGGUUUGAGAGAAUGAAUGAGAGUCAGUGUGUGCCUGAUGAGGUUACAUUUACUUCAAUGAUAGAUGCUUACGGUAGGGCUGGUAAAUUACGGGAGGCUUUAAAUUUGUAUGAGCGAGCAAGAACAGAUGGCUGGCGACCUGAUAUGAAAGCAUUUUGUACCCUAUUAAAAUGCUUUAGUGUAUCCGGGGAUUUUGAUAGUGCACUUAAUACUUUUCACGAAAUGAAAGCAUUGGGGGUUAGGCCUAAUUUGGUUGCAUAUAAUAUAAUGUUUAACAUGCUAGCUAAAAUAGGGAAACCAUCAGUGGCUAAAAGUCUCUUCAAUGAGAUGAUCACUAUGGGACUGAGUCCUAAUAGGAUAACUCUAAUCAGUCUUAUUAGAGUCUACAGUAAAUCCAGGUGGGCAGUUGAUACUUUGAAGGUAUGGAACAAAAUGAAAGAGAAGGGGUGGAGCAAGGGCUUGUCCGUUAACAAUACAUUAUUGAGUAUGUUUGCUGAUCUAGGCUGUGUGAAGGAGGCUGUCACGCUUUUCAAAGAGAUGCGGCAAUCAGAUGAUUGUAAGCCUGAUAGCUGGAGUUAUACAUCCAUGAUAACUCUCUAUACAAGGAGAGAAGAGAUUGAAGAAGCCAAUAGGAUGUUCAACGAGAUGAAAGAAGCUGGAUUCCGGCCUAGUCUGAUGGUUUAUACUUGCCUUAUACAAUGCUAUGGUAAAUCAAAGAGAUUUGAUGAGUUUGUGAAGACAUUUAAUGUCCUUCUUGACGAAGGAAUCAUCCCAGAUGACAAAUUCUGUUCAUCUCUCCUUUGGAUUCUCACUCUCUGUGAGAAGGAAGAGACAGGUAAGGUUGUUGAAUGCAUUCAAAAUGUCAAUCCUAAACUGGGUCUACUCGUCAAGAUGCUGCAAGAAGAGGACAUGAACUUACCUGUUUUCCAAGAAGAACUUCAAAUCUUCCUCAAGCAAGCGUCAAAGACAGUACAAAGAUCAUUCUGCAAUUCUUUGAUUGAUCUAUGUCACAAUUUCAAUUUUCGAGAAAGAGCUCUCAAUUUGCUCUAUCUGGGAAUGCGAUUUGGACUCUACCAAAAUCUGCACACAAAAUCACCUACGGAAUGGUGCUUAGAUUUACGAAGCCUUUCCUUUAAAGCUGCAAUAACUGCUUUUGAUGAUUGGGUAAGCAAUCUAUCUAAAGCUAAGAAAUCUGGGGAAGAAAUGCCUCCAUCGCUUGGGAUCCAGACGGGUCGUGGAGGUCACACAAACUCUCCUGAACAGGCUUUAGUAGCUCUCUUUGAAUCUCAUUUAAGGGAAAUAGAGUUUCCUUUUGAGAAAAGCACAACAAGAAUUGGAUGGUUUUUCACGACAAGGGAUGCAGCAAUUUCAUGGUUGCAAUCAAGGAGUUCAUGGCCAGAUGAUCCACUAUUAUGAUUUUUUCAUUUCUUACUGCAAUGAGUAACUGCUGCGGAAAAUAUGUCGCAGUUUUUUGUGAUUUACCCUGUGUAUCUGCUGUAAAUACUGCCUUCUAUGGAAUCCUCAGGAUAUACUGGUAGGAUGCCAGAUGCAUUAAUUAUCUUACUGUGACUUUUUAGUGCAUUUCCAAGGAUUGAGCCUUAGAUAUUAGCUUUCGAGCUAAAUUUGCCUAUUUUCCUGGUAUAAAUGGUGGAGCAUCGGUGAUGUAUGAUGGGAUGUCUCUCUUCAUUCGCUUUUUGGUGAAAGAAACAAUUAUUGUUCUUUUCUAUUUGAUAGCCAUGGACUAGAAGAACACACUAGCAUCCCCAAUUGGAUUAUGUCAAUAUAUUCAAAUUUCUGAAUGCAAA
This is a messenger RNA of Cryptomeria japonica (Japanese cedar), 2777 nucleotides long. RefSeq names its product pentatricopeptide repeat-containing protein At5g46580, chloroplastic. The record is from RefSeq and is a predicted model, not a curated record. Gene Ontology annotation, molecular function: protein binding. The transcript has a single exon. Bases 217 to 2388 code for a protein of 723 amino acids. Lineage: Eukaryota; Viridiplantae; Streptophyta; Pinopsida; Cupressales; Cupressaceae.